Perca flavescens (yellow perch) is the source of this 3437-nucleotide messenger RNA. It is a transcript of the gene sec22c, whose product is annotated as SEC22 homolog C, vesicle trafficking protein. Bases 324 to 1235 code for a protein of 303 amino acids. The record is from RefSeq and is a predicted model, not a curated record. The transcript is spliced from 7 exons. Gene Ontology annotation, biological process: endoplasmic reticulum to Golgi vesicle-mediated transport. Lineage: Eukaryota; Metazoa; Chordata; Actinopteri; Perciformes; Percidae.
UUUCCGUACAAGAUUUGUUGUGGUUUUGUUGUAUCCGGAAGAAGAUUUCAAGUUAGCUCGUUGGCUAAUUUAAAUAUAACUUCUUAUGUAUAUGUUAUAACAGGUUAUGCAGGUUCUCUGUAUAAUCGCUAGUAAUAUAAAGUAUGUGAUUGUACUCGUAACGCGCAUCUAAAGCUGGUGCUGGCUACAUACUAUCGCUAGAUGGUGUAUUUCCUUCAACUUAUAUGAUGGUGUAGUCGGCUAACCUCCAUUAGCUAAGUAACAAGGUGCAGCAUGAAACCUAUGAUAAUGAGGCAGUGUGUUCUCCAUGGACCUAGUGGAUCAUGUCUCUGAUCCUGUUUGCCUUUGUGGUUCGGGUCAGGGAUGGACUCCCCCUGUCGGCCUCCACAGAUUUUGAACACAACCGAGAGCUCCAGGAGAGGAAGCAGCAGCUCAGGACCGUCAGCAAGGCAUUGGCCUGUUUCCCUGGCAGAGGGACCAUCAAGGGCCAGGAGCUCAACAUUUACUUCGUCUCUUCAGAGGGUGUAUCCUACAUGACCGUGUGCCACUGCAGCCUCCCUGUUGCUAAGGCCUUCUGCUUCCUGGAAGAUCUGCGCUGGGAGUUCACAGCAUGCUUCAAUAGCACUGUUGUUACCUUGGCAGCCAGGCCAUAUCCAUUUUUGGAAUUUGACAGCACCAUUCAGAAGCUGAAGCAGCAGUACAACCAGAGCGGUGGUCCGGCCCUGGAGGUGACAUUGGCAGAGGUCCAGGAGGAUCUGAGGAUCCAUCCACCCAAAAUAAUUAACUUAGAGGAAGUGGAGCUCACCAACGGCAUUGCAAAUGGACACAUGGAGCAAAGCACUGGGUCUGGUCAGAAUGUAAGACUGGAACCAGUGACCGCGCCAGGCAUCCUCUCUCUGGUCUUAAAUAUCAUGUGUGCAUCUUUGAACAUAAUCCGUGGUGUUCACCUCAUAGAGUACACAUUCCAGGAUGAUUAUGAAGGCAUAUGGAAUGUUGUGGCAUUUCUUCUGGCGUUUGUCUGCUGUGUGUUUCAGUGCCACCUUUACCUGUUCCAUUCAUCUUUGAAGAAACUCAAGUCCUUCACUCUGUUGAGUGUGAUCGUCCUAUGCAACCUCUACCUGCUCGGCCUAAGGAAUGUGUGGCAGCUCAUCUUCCACAUUUCAGUCGCCUCCCUCUCCACCCUCCUCAUCCUCAACCGCAAAGUCCAAGACAGAACCAAUGACUGUGGGGUCUGAGAAGCAGGGGGCAUUUUACUGGGUUGCAACGCUCGUAGCUCUUUCAGUGGAGGUGAGAUCGACAGGGAAGCAAAUGGUUUGACCCACAUUAGGUCGAAAGAUGUCGUGUGGAUUUUUUGCAUAAAAACAUAUUCAUGAAUUUUGUGUCAUAAUGGAAAAUUAUAAUUACAAGUUAAUAUUUUUUUUUUUAUACAGUAUGUACUUGCACUUUGUGUACAUUUGUUUUCAGGACUGUAAAGAGUAUACAGUAAAAUGCAGUGCUCUCUUGAACCUUAAACAGAAAAGCUAAAAGGAGAUGUUUGUGCCAUUCUGUCCUAAAAAGUUUUUGAUGAAAAUGGAGUUUUUUUUUUAGUCAGAGUAACUGACCAAAGUUUUUCCAUAUACAGUACAAACAAUCAUUUCAUCACAGCCCUAACUUUUAAAGCUGCUCAUGCUUGCGAUGUUUAUGCAUUUUUGCUCACAUUCAGCUCAGUAUUAUUUCUGCUACAGGCCCUUGAUUAUCUUUGUAUAAUCAGUUUACAACGCUAAGUGACAGUUGGUGAUUGUAACAGACAUUACAGAUUUAAUUGUGCUUUUAAAAUAGACACAGAUGGCUGAUUAGCAGACAGUUAUUGGUUAUCACGCAUUCUGUGAUACCUAAAUGGUUUAGUGUAGUCUGAGUUAAGAUAAAAGUAGUAAAAGUAAAGCAGGCAAAGCAACUAUUUUUAUUUGUUUUCCAUAAUUUGCUCAUUGGGCUACAGGACAAACCUAAUGCAAGGUGUACAUGUAAAGCUGUGGGUUGUUUCAUGCCUUACUGGGUGACAAUGCAAUUGUUUUUAAUUGUUUAAUUGUGUUGACUUAUGUACAGAUACACCAGCAAGUGCUCAGCUAGUCAUUGCAAAGUUUAAAUGUAAGGGCUCCAUUAUUUAUAUUGGAAACUACAUUCAAUACAGAGGGAAUAUUUGUCUCACAGUCAUGUAAAGGCAUGAUGUUAAGGCAUAUUAUCUUACUAUUUUCAACACAGUUUGUGAUAAAAGGAGAAUUUUAUCACAUCAACUCCAUUUAAAACCCAUUUUUGUAUGAUCAAAAAAUGUUUGAUUAUUUAGUUUGUCUGUUUAAUCUUUUCUCUACUGAUCUCUGCAUUGUCAAAAUGUAAACUGCGGGUAAGAAUAUGAAAGCACUGAUUUGAUGGGUAAUAUACUAUUGAAAUUUGUUGAAAACAAUUGUAUGACUGCACUAUUAGGCUUAGAUAUUGUUUUGUGUUGGGUAUAGCAAUUUUCCUUGAAUGUGUUGCAUAUCGGGUUCAGCUAUUUUUUAUCCUGAUUUAUGUUUACUUGGUUCAUUUUUUGUCUUGUUUCAGGGUUGAUUACGCUGCUCCCCUAUCUGUUGUUCUCAGAUUGGUAUAAACAUACAAAUCAUAUGAUUAUAAUAUAUGUUUGAAUAUAGAACAGUAGUGCUGCUAAAUAAAUAGGCAAUGUCUCCUUUUAGUUCAUUUUAACAUUAUUUAGCUAAUUUAGUAUUUAGCUUCAUAGAGAUGUUUUAUUAGUUGAACACUUGCACUAAUGUCUGUUUAGCAAGGGAAGUCAAUUAUUAGUUUAUAGUGUUUUUCAAAUAGUGUUGUGGCAUUGUGUUCUUUUUAUUCUAUUUUAUCAAGAAAGUCAGAGGGAAUUUUAAAAGAAAACAAAAAGGUUGCAUCCCAUCCGACAAUCCACAAUAAUGUACAAAUGCUUUAGAAAGAGUCGGUCGCUUUUAGCUUGUAGUUUACAAAGAUGGAGGAAACUAACUAAGUUUUCACUGGAUAUGUAGAGUAGCUGCAGAAAACAUUUCAAUUUGUUGUCAAGUAGGUUGCACUAUCUGGGUAUUUUAGCAAAUGGCUGAGAAUUAGACGGCUCGUUGACUUUAAUGCUCGGAUCAUACGACAGAGGAGAAACUCUUGUUUAAAUGAAGUAUUCUUGGACAGGGUUAACUUGGAAAUACCAUAAAUAAAAUGGUAUUUUCUGCCCAGGACUUUGGUAAAGCUGUAAUAUUUUUGAAACAAAGGAGGUUUUACCAUUUCCACUGUAGCCUAUAAAUUGUUGACCAAAUGUAUUGUAAAAAAAUUUUUUUUCUAAAAGAUGUAGAACCAAAUAAUGUGGGAGGUAUUUCAACACUUGAAAUGGAAAUUAAGGAUAAUUUGUUAAUUAUGAUGGUUUAUAACAUACUGUAAAAAUACACUGUACAAUU